This is a messenger RNA of Drosophila mojavensis, 1592 nucleotides long. Its product is annotated as protein 5NUC. The record is from RefSeq and is a predicted model, not a curated record. The coding region runs from base 361 to 1515 and encodes 384 amino acids. Gene Ontology annotation, cellular component: plasma membrane. Gene Ontology annotation, molecular function: hydrolase activity. NCBI's taxonomy places the organism in Eukaryota, Metazoa, Arthropoda, Insecta, Diptera, Drosophilidae. The transcript has 5 exons. Gene Ontology annotation, biological process: AMP catabolic process.
AGUUUCAAAUGGUACUCAUCGCUAUCGGACAAUACUCAGAACUGUCAUUUAACAGAUUUAUUGACAUAUCUGCCCAACGAUAGCUGCGACAAUGGCACUUUGAACGCUGGACCCUUAACUGUUCUGAAUUUGUUAUGUUCCGUCUUGUUGCAGUAGAUGACUGAAAACAUUUCGUUAAACAGAACCAGGGAUGCAUUGCAAGCUGAAUAAACUUAAAACACAAGUUCAUUCUAAAUCUCUGUCUGUCUACAAAGAAUCGAUAUAUAUUGUAUAAUUUGAUAAACAAAGUGACACUUGUGUAAUCUGUCAACAUGCUUACAUUCAACAACAAGAAUAAUAGCACCUUUACUAGAUUUUUCCAUGGAUUGCUUAAUAGUUCUGCGUUUUAUAAUCAUUUUAACAAUCUUGUUCGCGCAUGUUCAGUGUUUUAGCUUCAGAAUCUUACAUAAUAAUGAUAUGCACGCCCGAUAUGAUCCAGUUACCAACAGCUGUCAGCGGUGUCCCGCAGGUGACGAUGAGAGGGGCUUGUGUUUUGGAGGAUUUGGUAGGGUAGCUACAGUGGUGAAAAGGGCUCGAGCCAACGGUCCAAUGCUAUAUCUUAAUGCUGGCGAUACUUUUUAUGGAACAAAUUGGUAUACAGCGCAUAAGGGGGAAUUGGCAGCUGAUCUUUUGAAUAUAAUACAUCCUGAUGCCGUGUCGCUUGGGAAUCACGAACUCGAUGACGACCUGGCCGGAUUUACACCUUUCCUUAGGAAAGUUAACUUUCCCAUUGUUUGCUGUAAUUUGGAUCUGCGUAAGACUCCUGACCUACAUAAUUUUAGAACUUUAGUUCGUGCAACAGUUAUCAGGAAAUUCAAACAGAAUAUUGGUAUAAUUGGUUAUAUAACGCCAAAUACGAAGUAUUACGUACCCUAUAAUUCCAUCAGCUACUCUCCAGAAAUAUCCACUAUAAACAUCGAGGCAAAGCGCCUACUUAAUCAAGGAGUUAAUAUAAUAAUUGCUCUUGGACACUCUGGGUUUGAAAUGGAUAAGAUGAUCGCUGAACAUUGUCCCGAUGUAGAUGUUGUGAUCGGUGGCCAUUCACAUACUUUCCUAUACACGGGCAGCCCACCAGACAUAGAGAAACCAGAUGGCAACUAUCCCACAAUUGUUACCAAGUCAAAUGGUCGAAAAGUUCCAGUUCUUCAAGCUUAUGCGUUCACUAAAUAUAUGGGUAUAAUCGAUUUAGAGUUCGACGAUUAUGGGCAUCUGGCUAAUUUCAGUGGUAAGCCCAUUUUAUUGGAUAAGUCGAUUCCGCAUCACCCCGAUAUUACGAAAAUAUUGAAUGCCAAGAGACAGCAAGUUGAUUUUCUGGAUGCAAAAGAUAUCAAAGACAAUAAAUCGCGAAUUAAAAUGUUUUAUUCCGAAGAGUUCAUAUCAAACACUCCUGAUUAUAUAAGUACCAUUGUAAACAUUGCAGUUUUCAUGUUCCUAUUAAUUAUUUUCGUAUGCAACGAUCGGCAUGUCUUACACUAGUUUGUAUUGUUAUUAUAUAUUUUAAAACUAUUUGGAUGAAGGUCCUAAUAAAAUGAUAAGUUGGAUUCGUAUAAUAA